Molecule: messenger RNA, 2475 nt
Organism: Agrilus planipennis (emerald ash borer)
Lineage: Eukaryota; Metazoa; Arthropoda; Insecta; Coleoptera; Buprestidae
Product: nose resistant to fluoxetine protein 6-like
Exons: 13
Coding region: 109-2301 (730 amino acids)
Molecular function (GO): acyltransferase activity, transferring groups other than amino-acyl groups
Source: RefSeq, a predicted model, not a curated record
UUUCAGUGUACAUAUCCACUUAGACAACGAUAACGGUGUUGUUUAGAUAUAAAAUAGUGUAAAAUGUGUUAGUAUAGAAGUUGUUUCGUUCAAAGCAGUGAUAAAAUCAUGUUUUUCGUUCUCACGAUGGAUUUUCAUAAGCUUCUCUUUGUGUUUUAUCUGGUUUCAGUUUUUAAAAAGGGUUACUAUUCUCAAUCGUUAGCGAAAGAAAUGAUGCAGGUUCUUCUUGAAAAUGUUAAAACUCCUGCUAACUCUAGUGAAAUGUGUCAAACGCAAUUGAAUGAAUUAUGGUCUUCUUUUAUUAACGGAGAACAAUGGGCAUGGAAGAUGUUAGAUGCUUCAAGCAAAAUUCCUAGCGGCUAUCAAGAAGGAAAUUAUAGAGAUUUGGGAAACUUUGACGAAUGCAUAAAUAUAAAUCAUCAAGGCCGUUCAACCAUUAAAGGGAAAUAUUGCUAUUCUGGAAUUGUUACUGUUUUACCUAGAUAUAUCAAUUUAACCACAUCGAUUGGUUCCUACAACCACACUGAUUUCAAUUAUUUAAAUCCAAUAAUCAGCUCAAUUCAAAACUCACAACUAAAACCAGUGCUUAAAAACGAAUCUUUCAUUACAUCGCUAGUUGAAUAUACAAAAGCCAGAGCUGUAGGCGACUUAAAUCUAGAUCAGAUAUUAAACCUUAUAAAUAACUAUGGUCUAAUAAUUACAUCAUUAUCUCUCUGUCUACCUCAUCAUUGUGUUCCAAGUGAACUACCCCUUCCACAGUUCGCUUUGGGAUUUGAUAGGAUUUGUGUUACAGAAGAAAGUUUUUACAAAUUAGAUGCUUCCGAUUAUGCAGCAAUAAUAAUUUUAGUCCUCAUAGCGCUUGUUAUGCUUGUGAGUACCAUUUACGACAUCCAUCUUAAAAUCGAGGAUAAAAAACCUGGUCAUAAAAUAUUUAUUGCGUAUUCUGUCCUAACCAACGGCAAGAUCUUGUUUAAUACUUCAAAAAGUUCAAAUCACCUUCUGUGCUUGGAAGGACUAAAAACUUUAAGUAUCUUCUGGAUUAUACUAGGCCAUAGAUACUCAUCGUCUGAAGAUAUUUUCGCAAUUAAUUUCAACGAAAUUCAAACGAUAGCAAAGCAACUUCAGAGUCAAUAUGUUCAAGCAGCGCAGUAUGCUGUGGACACUUUCCUAGUGUUAUCAGGGUGUCUCCUCACUUAUUUAGCUAUAAAGCCAAUGACGGAAUUCAGAAAUAAAAUAGCCAACCAUAGCAUAUUGAAAAAGGCUUUUACAAUAACCUCCUACACGUUAUCAAGUUAUAUGCAUCGCUACUUAAGAUUAACACCUCCAGUUGCCGCCCUUUUCGUAUACUACGUCACAUUAUCCAGACGAUUAGGAAAUGGUCCAGUGUAUAAUUUUAUUACCGAUCGCCAAAGGCAACCGUGUGUUGAUAAUUGGUGGUCUUUUUUUCUCUAUAUAGAAAAUUAUGCACAUACAAGUGAGAUGUGCAUAACUCACACGUGGUAUAUUAAUGUAGACAUGCAAAUGUUUAUAUUUUCUCCUUUGUUACUGUGGUCCAUUGUUCUUUAUCGCAAGAAAAUGCUCUUUAUUGGCCUGCCUUUGCUGAUAAUUAUUUCAACUGUGGUGGUUUUUCUCAUCAUGUAUAUUAACGAGAUACUAUGGUAUUCGCAAAGUUUUUAUGACAAAUAUUAUUAUGUAACCCAUACACAUUUAGCACCGUGGUUUAUUGGAAUGGUAUUGGGUAUUGUACUAUAUAACAGUAAGAAUAAAAAGCUCCAAAUGAACAAGCUGUUGACUACUUCUAUUUGGUGUAUUGUAUUAUUAGCUAUUCCAAAUUUGAUUUUGGCUCAGUGCGAUCCAUCGUAUAAUUACGAAAGAUUUAAAACUUCCAUAUGGACGGCUCUUCACAAACCUGCAUUUGCUUUCUGUAUUUUUUGGAUUGUUUUUGCAUGUGAAAAUGGUUAUGGAGGGAUAAUAAACAAGUUUCUUAGUUCUUCUAUAUUUCAAAUAUUUAGUAGAUUGGCUUACAGUAUGUAUUUAAUUCAAUUUAUUCCUAUGUUACUGGACCUAACUCAAAUUAGGGCACCAAUAUACUUCAACCACUACACAAUGACACGUGCCUUUUUGGCUGAUCUGGUGUUAACUACAAUCCUAGCAAUAAUAUGGACAUUAGCAUUCGAAUUGCCUAUUAGAGCUAUCGAUAAAAUAAUUUUUGGAAAAGACAAACGGAAAAAAUUAGUUGAGAAACCACACGAGGAUGUUCCAACUGAAUCUUCGAUACAAAUACCAUCUAUCUUAGUCUGAUGUAAAUAAAAUUAUAAAUACAUGUGUGUAUAUUUUUAAUAAAUCGUGUACCAUUUAAAAAAACGGAUAAAACAUCGAAAACUGAAUUGAAAUAUUAUAAAUGAAAGUUUUACUGGAAUAUUCCCGCCUUCUUAGUUUCCAUAAGUAGUUUUUUUGUAUUUAUUUAAAUAAAAC